AUGGCCCGGGGCCCGGGCCUCGCGCUGCCGUCGCCGUGGAUCCUGAUGCUGGCGGCGGUGAUCGGCCACGCGGCCGCGCAGAACCAGUGCGUGUGUCCCACCAACAAGAUGACCGUGUGCGACGAGCGCGACCCGAGCGGCCGCUGCCAGUGCCGCGUGCUCGGCUCGAACCAGGCGGUCAACUGCUCCACGCUCACGUCCAAGUGCCUGCUGCUCAAGGCGCGCAUGCGCGCCUCCCACAGCGGCCGCGCGCUUGUGCGGCCGAGCGAGCACGCGCUCGUGGACAACGACGGCCUGUACGACCCGGACUGCGACCAGCAGGGGCGCUUCAAGGCGCGCCAGUGCAACCAGACGUCGGUGUGCUGGUGCGUGAACUCGGUGGGCGUGCGCCGCACCGACAAGGGCGACCUGAGCCUGCAGUGCGACGAGGUGGUGCGCACCUACCACAUUCUUAUUGACCUGCGCCACCGCCCCGACGCCCCCGCCUUCAACCACUCGGACCUGGACGCCGAGCUGCGGCAGCUCUUCCAGCAGCGCUAUCUGCUGCAGCCCAAGUUCGUGAGGGCUGUGCACUACGAGCACCCCACCAUCCAGAUCGAGCUGCGCCAGAACUCGUCGCAGAAGGUCGCCGGCGAGGUGGACAUCGGCGACGCCGCGUACUACUUCGAGAGGGACGUCAAGGGCGAGUCGCUGUUCCUAGGCCCCCGCGACCUCAACUUGCGCGUGGGCGGACAGCCCCUGGUCCUGGAGCAGAUGCUCGUGUACUACCUGGACGAGAAGCCCCCCCAGUUCUCCAUGAAGCGCCUCACCAGCGGCCUCAUCGCCGUCAUCGUGGUGGUCGUGGUGGCGGUGGUCGCCGGCGUGGCCGUCCUGGUGAUCACCAAUCGGAGGAAGUCAGGAAAGUACAAGAAGGUGGAGAUCAAGGAACUGGGGGAGAUAAGACAGUAA
This is a messenger RNA of Budorcas taxicolor (takin), 948 nucleotides long. RefSeq names its product tumor associated calcium signal transducer 2 (gene TACSTD2). The transcript has a single exon. Gene Ontology annotation, biological process: positive regulation of stem cell differentiation. The record is from RefSeq and is a predicted model, not a curated record. Bases 1 to 948 code for a protein of 315 amino acids. Gene Ontology annotation, cellular component: membrane; nucleus. NCBI's taxonomy places the organism in Eukaryota, Metazoa, Chordata, Mammalia, Artiodactyla, Bovidae.